Molecule: messenger RNA, 330 nt
Organism: Vicia villosa (hairy vetch)
Lineage: Eukaryota; Viridiplantae; Streptophyta; Magnoliopsida; Fabales; Fabaceae
Exons: 1
Coding region: 1-330 (109 amino acids)
Source: RefSeq, a predicted model, not a curated record
AUGGAAGAAUUGCGGUUACAAGCUUAUGAACCAAACAAGAUUUACAAGGAAAAAGUGAAAGGAUAUCAUGACAAAAAUAUUGUUGAGAAGGAAUUCAAGGAAGGUCAAAUGGUACUCUUGUUCAAUUCAAGGUUGAAGUUGUUUCCGGGAAAAUUGAAGUCAAAGUGGUGGGGUCCGUUUCGAAUCAAGGAAGUAAAAGAAUAUGGAGCAGUUGUGCUUGAAAAUCCGACAACAAAUGAAAGAUGGACCGUGAAUGGCCAAAGACUCAAGCCGUAUCUUGGUGGUGAAGUCGAUCAAAGUUCGGAAGCCGUUCCGAUUUUUGAUCCGUAA